AUCAGUUAAAAGUAGGAAAAACUGAGGUAAAAAGAUACUAUGUGAUGACCAAAGUGGUGGUUCAUUUGUGUGUGAAAUUCCAUCCAAAUUAGUGAACAUAUUUGAAUGAUUAUAUCUAUUUUACUUUCCUACAUCAGAAAGUUACAUACAUUAAUUUUCUACUCCUCACUCACAAACUCAACUGGUAAACUCCUUGCUCUUGAAACUUGAUACGCACAAGUUCAUGGUCUGUCACGGUCUUAGAUCGGAAUAAUCUGAUUACUUGUAUAUACGUAUACUUACGUAGUUAUUACCAACUUACAUACAAGUUGUAUAACCGAAUUGGAAUAUCUUUUAAUAUUUUACUUCGUGUUACGUAACUUAUACGCUAUGUCGAUCUUCGUCAAGGCGCGCCGGCGCAUGCGAAUCUAAUAGCCCCCCUCUUUGCAACCGUCACAACGCAAUCACUCGUCCGCUGUUACACCAAAGUAAAAGUAAAACCGCGUUCAUUGACUCACCGAGAACCUUUCUGAUAUACCGCGGAUCAAGUUUGUAAACAAAACUUCGCCGAAGUUUUGUUCUAACUUAAAAGUUUUGUGAAACAAGUGUAGAACAUGUUACAUUGAAUACCAAAAUGUCUGUGAUCUUACUAAUCAUCGAAAUUAUAAUUAUUGGGGGCAUGAUAGUGGGACUUUAUCAGAAGAAUACGAAUUUAGUGUGCAAGUCAAAGAAGAGAUACGAUGGCAAGACAGUGCUGGUGACGGGUGGGACUGCGGGCAUGGGGCUCGAGAUCGCUGCAGAUUUCGCACACAGAGGCGCAAGGGUUAUCGUAGCGUGUCCCUUCGAAGAUGAAGGCUUGCAUGGCAAAAAACUUAUUAUAAGAAGCUCUGGUAAUGAAAAUGUAGUGUUCAAACUACUAGACCUCGCUUCUCUGGAGUCUGUAAGAAACUUCGCAGCCGAUAUAUUGAGAACAGAAGACAGAUUGGACAUUUUGGUGAACAAUGCUGGAGUUGGGGUCCCGGGAGACUUCCUUACCGCUGAUGGAAUGAAUUUCAUCAUGCAAGUUAACUACUUUGGCACUUUUCUACUAACAAUGUUGCUCCUACCGCUUCUGAAGAAGACGGGCACAACGUCUGAACCGAGUAGGAUUGUAAACACAUCAUCUGUAAUGCACAAGUUUGGUAAAAUCGAUUUCAACAAUUGGAACAAGACAGGAUACUGGGCCAAAAUAAGGAUAUAUGGGAACAGCAAGCUUUGCUUAGCGCUGUUCACCCGGGAACUUGCCAAGAGAAUGAAGAAUCCAACGGUUAUAGUGAAUAUUGUGGAUCCAGGAGCAGUUGGGACGAGGAUCUUCAACAGUUCUCGCAUCGCUUGGGCCAGUUUUAUAUCAUUUAUGGCUUUGAUCUUGUUCAAACAUCCGUGGGAAGGUGCGCAAACAGCCCUGUACGCUGCCACGAGUGAUAGGGCUGGUAAAUUCACAGGGGAGUACUUCAAGAACUGUCAAAGAGUUCGAGCCAGUGAGUUGAUUUAUGAUGAGAAGCUGGCAACGAGGGUGUGGGAGGAGUCAGUGAGGCUUGUGAAACUGAGUGACGAAGAACUCAACCAGUGCUUUAGUUCUUAGACGUGUGGUGUUGUGACAAAUAUAGUAAUACUCGUACAUAAUUAGUAUCUAGUUGCACGAAAGACACCUGUAUGUAUGUGAGGUGAUGACACUGAUAAAUUGGUAAAUGAUUCCGUGUAAUUUUCAUUCAGGAUGUUAAUGCUAAUUUUUGUUGACUUGUAAUGAAAUAGUAGUAUGUUGGUAGCAUUAAUAGCACGUUGCGUGACCCCGUUGCGCUCUGUUGGAUGGUCGGUUCUGUUUUUUACAUUACCACGUUCAAUUAAACGGAAUUUCAAAAUGUCAAAAUCUAUAAUUGAAAUUGUGUACCUGCGGAUUAUUUGUUCAUUAUGUUUAUUUAUGGCUUUACUAUUUAAUCCUUUUGUGUAAUAAGAAAUAAAUUAUUUUAGUUAACUGGUAA
Molecule: messenger RNA, 1997 nt
Organism: Spodoptera frugiperda (fall armyworm)
Lineage: Eukaryota; Metazoa; Arthropoda; Insecta; Lepidoptera; Noctuidae
Product: retinol dehydrogenase 11-like
Exons: 1
Coding region: 614-1600 (328 amino acids)
Source: RefSeq, a predicted model, not a curated record